UCCUGCCUCUCCAGUCCCGCGUCAGUCGCCGCAGUCACGGAGCGCACGUCGGGAAACCUCUCAGCCUCAUCUGUAAAAUGUGAUCAUAAAUACCGGGUACCUGGAAGUGCUCGAGACAGAUCUCACUAUGUUGACCGGACUGGUCUCAAACUCCUGGCCUCAAGCAGUCCUCCUGCAGCAACUUCACAGCGACACUGGAAUGACAGAAGAACUCCACUGAACAUUCAUUGAAGGCCCAGAUUUAGAGUGAGCGGGGCAAACCAAGUUUUGUGCUGGGUGGAAGGAGGGGCAGCUGCUGUUCAGCCCACAGGACUCCUGUGAGGACACCACAUGUUCAUAGUUGUUAAACCAUCUUGCAAAUUCAUUGCCUGAUGUUCAGAUCUCCCGGCUCAGCUGGUGUCUGUGGAGGAGAGGAUUUAUGCCUCAGAGAGGGCAUGAGCCCAGAUGAUGCCUCAAGACUCAGGUUCUAGGAGAGAAAGCAGUGCUUCAGGGACUGCCCCCGCCCGAAAUGCAGUCGCCAUCUGCAGUAAUGCACACGAAUCCGGAAGUGACGCCAGAAGAAGAGGAAGUGAAGGCUACAGGGUAUCCACGUGGGUUCUGAGCGUGUUUCUACGUCCCUGGAAGCCGGUCAUUUAAGCUCAUUCCUCGCCACGGCUUAGUCAACAUGGGUCGCUCGGGAAAGUUGCCCUCUGGUGUCUCAGCUAAGUUGAAGCGCUGGAAGAAAGGCCACAGCAGCGACAGCAACCCCGCCAUCUGCCGCCACCGUCAGGCCGCCCGCAGCCGCUUCUUCAGCCGGCCGUCAGGAAGGAGUGACCUGACAGUCGAUGCUGUGAAGUUACAUAAUGAGCUGCAGUCAGGGUCCUUGCGCUUGGGCAAAAGCGAAGCCCCCGAGACGCCCAUGGAAGAAGAGGCCGAGCUGGUUCUCACCGAGAAGUCCUCGGGCACCUUCCUGAGUGGCCUUUCCGACUGCACAAACGUCACCUUCAGCAAAGUACAGCGCUUCUGGGAGUCCAACUCGGCUGCCCACAAGGAGAUCUGUGCUGUUCUGGCUGCUGUCACUGAGGUGAUUCGCUCCCAGGGAGGGAAGGAGACGGAGACUGAGUACUUCGCUGCUCUGAUGACAACAAUGGAAGCAGUGGAGUCCCCGGAGUCCCUGGCCGCCGUUGCUUACCUGCUGAACCUUGUCCUGAAGCGUGUUCCCAGCCCUGUGCUUAUUAAGAAGUUCUCUGAUACCUCCAAAGCCUUCAUGGAUAUCAUGUCAGCUCAGGCCAGCAGCGGCUCCACCUCUGUCCUCCGAUGGGUCCUUUCCUGCCUGGCCACCCUUCUGCGGAAGCAAGACCUGGAGGCCUGGGGCUACCCUGUGACCCUUCAGGUGUACCAUGGGCUGCUGAGCUUCACGGUGCAUCCCAAGCCCAAGAUCCGGAAGGCUGCCCAGCAUGGAGUAUGCUCAGUCCUCAAGGGCAGUGAAUUCAUGUUUGAAAAGGCCCCUGCCCAUCAUCCUGCUGCCAUUUCCACUGCCAAGUUCUGCAUCCAGGAGAUUGAGAAGUCUGGAGGCUCCAAGGAGGCCACCACCACGCUGCACAUGCUGACGCUGCUGAAGGACCUGCUGCCCUGCUUCCCGGAAGGCCUGGUGAAGAGCUGCAGUGAGACUCUCCUCAGGGUCAUGACCUUGAGCCAUGUGCUGGUGACAGCCUGUGCCAUGCAGGCCUUUCAUAGCCUCUUCCACGCCAGGCCUGGCCUGAGCACCCUGUCAGCAGAGCUCAACGCCCAGAUCAUCACGGCCCUGUACGACUAUGUUCCCAGUGAGAAUGAUUUACAACCCCUGCUAGCCUGGCUUAAGGUCAUGGAGAAAGCCCACAUCAACCUGGUGAGGUUGCAGUGGGACCUGGGGCUAGGCCACCUCCCUCGCUUUUUUGGAACUGCAGUGACCUGCCUCCUUUCCCCACACUCGCAAGUGGUGACCGCUGCUACGCAGAGCCUCAAGGAGAUCCUGAAGGAAUGCGUGGCUCCCCACAUGGCCGACAUUGGCUCCGUGACCUCCUCGGCCUCAGGCCCUGCCCAAUCUGUUGCCAAGAUGUUCAGGGCAGUGGAGGAGGGCCUGACGUACAAAUUCCAUGCGGCCUGGAGCUCCGUGUUGCAGCUGCUGUGUGUCUUCUUCGAGGCGUGUGGGAGACAGGCCCACCCUGUGAUGAGGAAGUGCCUCCAGUCCCUGUGUGACCUGCGCCUCUCCCCUCAUUUCCCCCACACGGCGGCUCUUGACCAGGCAGUGGGGGCUGCGGUGACCAGUAUGGGACCUGAGGUGGUGCUGCAGGCUGUGCCUUUGGAAAUUGAUGGCUCUGAGGAGACUCUGGAUUUCCCACGGAGCUGGCUGCUGCCUGUCAUCCGAGACCAUGUUCAGGAAACGCGACUUGGUUUUUUCACCACCUACUUCUUGCCCCUGGCUAACACCCUGAAGAGCAAAGCCAUGGACCUGGCUCAGGCAGGCAGCACAGUGGAAUCUAAGAUCUACGACACACUCCAGUGGCAGAUGUGGACACUCCUGCCUGGGUUCUGCACAAGGCCUACAGAUGUGGCCAUCUCCUUCAAAGGGCUGGCACGGACGCUGGGCAUGGCCAUCAGCGAGCGUCCAGACCUGAGGGUCACCGUGUGCCAGGCCCUGCGCACCCUCAUCACCAAGGGCUGCCAGGCAGAGGCCGACCGUGCUGAAGUGAGUCGCUUUGCCAAGAACUUUCUGCCGAUCCUCUUCAACCUGUAUGGGCAGCCCGUGGCAGCCGGGGACACUCCAGCCCCUCGCCGGGCUGUGCUGGAAACCAUCAGAACUUACCUCACCAUCACUGACACUCAGUUGGUGAACAGUCUCCUGGAAAAAGCCAGUGAGAAGGUGCUCGACCCUGCCAGCUCUGACUUUACCAGAUUGUCUGUCCUGGACCUGGUCGUGGCCUUGGCUCCGUGUGCUGACGAAGCCGCCAUCAGUAAGCUAUACUCCACCAUCCGGCCCUACCUAGAGAGCAAGGCCCACGGGGUGCAGAAGAAGGCCUACCGAGUGCUGGAGGAGGUGUGUGCCAGUCCUCAGGGCCCCGGGGCCCUCUUCGUGCAGAGCCACCUGGAGGACCUGAAGAAGACACUGCUGGACUCGCUGCGGAGCACCUCCUCACCCGCCAAGAGGCCCCGUUUGAAGUGCCUCCUACACAUCGUGAGGAAGCUCUCGGCUGAACACGAGGAGUUCAUCACUGCCCUCAUCCCAGAGGUGAUCCUGUGCACCAAGGAGGUGUCGGUGGGCGCACGGAAGAACGCUUUUGCACUGCUCGUGGAGAUGGGCCAUGCUUUCCUAAGGUUUGGCUCGAACCAGGAAGAGGCCCUGCAGCGCUACCUCGUCCUGAUCUACCCUGGCCUGGUGGGCGCGGUGACCAUGGUCAGCUGCAGCAUCCUGGCCCUGACCCACCUCCUUUUCGAGUUUAAAGGUCUGAUGGGGACCAGCACAGUGGAGCAGCUGCUGGAGAAUGUGUGCCUGCUUCUGGCCUCCCGCACCCGUGACGUGGUCAAGUCUGCACUGGGCUUCAUCAAGGUGGCGGUGACUGUCAUGGACGUGGCGCACCUGGCCAAACAUGUGCAGCUGGUGAUGGAAGCCAUUGGGAAGCUUUCAGAUGACAUGCGGCGGCACUUCCGCAUGAAGCUUCGGAACCUGUUCACCAAGUUCAUCCGCAAGUUUGGAUUUGAGCUGGUGAAAAGGCUGUUGCCCGAGGAGUACCACAAAGUCCUGGUCAACAUCCGGAAAGCUGAGGCCCGGGCCAAGAGGCACCGAGCCCUGAGCCAGGCUGCCGUGGAGGAGGAAGAAGAGGAGGACGAGGAGGAGGAGCCCGCCCAGGGCAAAGGUGACAGCAUUGAGGAGAUUUUAGCUGACUCAGAGGACGAGGAGGACAAUGAGGAGGAGGAAAGAAGUCGAGGCAAGGAGCAGCGGAAGCUGGCACGACAGAGGAGCCAGGCAUGGCUGAAAGAGGGUGGUGGGGACGAGCCCCUCAACUUCCUGGAUCCCAAGGUGGCCCAACGAGUCCUGGCCACACAGCCAGGGCCAGGCCGGGGCAGGAAGAAGGACCAUGGCUUCAAGGUGAGCGCCGAUGGCCGGCUGAUCAUAAGGGAGGAGGCAGACGGCAACAAGAUGGAGGAAGAGGAAGGCGCCAAAGGCGAAGAUGAAGAGAUGGCUGACCUAAUGGAAGAUGUGAUCAUCAGGAGUAAAAAGCACCAGAAGCUCAAGCACCAGAAAGAGGCUGAGGAGGAGGAGCUGGAGAUACCCCCUGAGUACCAAGCUGGAGGCUCUGGCAUUCAUCGCCCUGUGGCCAAGAAGGCUAUGCCUGGGGCCGAAUACAAGGCCAAGAAAGCAAAAGGUGAUGUGAAGAAGAAAGGCCGGCCGGAUCCCUAUGCCUACAUCCCCCUCAACAGAAGCAAGCUCAACCGCAGGAAGAAGAUGAAGCUGCAGGGACAGUUCAAAGGCCUGGUGAAGGCUGCCCGGCGAGGUUCCCAGGUGGGACACAAAAACCGCAGAAAGGAUCGUCGACCCUGAGGCCCAGGGCCCCUGGGCUGCCCUGUGGUCCAGUCUGAGGCCCUUUCAGCCCCCAGGCUGCCUUGCCACCAGCUCCAGGUGCUCAAGAUUCUGGCAGAGCCUGGACUCAGGAUGACUUGGAACUAGGGCUUGGCUCUCAGAAGUCCUGGAUUUUGGAAACUCCAAAUGGAAUCACCCUUCAGAGACAUCCCUGGUGCCUGGAGAUGGGAAUGUGGCCUCAGUGCCUCUGAGUAGGUGCCAUGAGGCAUCUUUGCUUUCUGCCCAGAGUAGCCAUGAGCACCAGAACAGAUGAUCUCCAUUUCCGCCAGCUGCUUGUAGCCACGUGGCAUCCUGCCUGUGGUCUGGGUGAGAUUUAUUGUGACCAGAUGUAGAAUAAAUGUGUCUCAUCCUGCA
Molecule: messenger RNA, 4951 nt
Organism: Gorilla gorilla gorilla (western lowland gorilla)
Lineage: Eukaryota; Metazoa; Chordata; Mammalia; Primates; Hominidae
Gene: RRP12
Product: ribosomal RNA processing 12 homolog
Exons: 38
Coding region: 665-4558 (1297 amino acids)
Source: RefSeq, a predicted model, not a curated record